UGACAGACUAAUUUCCGAACGAUUUGAAUCAUAUCCAUUUUAUUGAAAGCUCAAGCAGGCACAUGCCUGUCGCGCAGAGCAAUGCUUGACUUUCAAAGUCGCGAGCGCGGUACCCUUGCUGGUGGGUCAGGGCGCUCAUUCGUCGACUAGCGUUGCCCAUCACAGAACAUCUUUCGAGCUCCACAUUAUCUUCCUUCACCGUACCAACAACAUCCGGUGAAGCCAGUUGAAGGGCCCACGAUGGAGGACUUUGACGAGAAUGACGAAAUGGCAGCCAUGAUGGGCUUCUCGUCAUUUGGCGGCACUAAAAAGCGAAAGUUCGACCAAGCACACUCACCAGCCAAAGAUGAGUACAGUGCCAGCGGUGCGAACUCGACCGAACUAGGAGUGCGGACCAAAGCUUCAAGCAACGAAAACCCAAGUGGUGAAGAGCCUCUCAGUGCUGCUCCCCUUGCAAAAGCACCGCCACCAGCCAGUGGACUUGCAAGCUUCCUAGCUCGUGGUCAAGCACUCCCAGAAAAGCCUCCUAAUGCUGCACCUGUUCGCCAGGACGGAACAACUCAAGCGGGCCCUUCAGCAUCUGAAUUGAUCUCAUUCGGUGGACCAUCCAUACCUCGAGCUGAAUUGAACGCUCUCCGGUUUGGAGUCAAGAACGCCGACGGAGAUACAGCCUACUUCCUGCCCAGUUUCGUCGAAGAUCCGUGGGGAAAACUGCUCUCGAGCCGAACUUGAAGGUUCACCAAGGAGUGAGG
Messenger RNA from Macroventuria anomochaeta, 752 nucleotides. RefSeq lists its product as uncharacterized. The record is from RefSeq and is a predicted model, not a curated record. NCBI's taxonomy places the organism in Eukaryota, Fungi, Ascomycota, Dothideomycetes, Pleosporales, Didymellaceae. Gene Ontology annotation, biological process: RNA splicing. Bases 241 to 732 code for a protein of 163 amino acids. The transcript is spliced from 2 exons.